UUAAGCAACGAAUCAACGCAAGACGAUGAUUCUAUUGAAAGCAAUCUAUGUAUAAGGAAAAACGUGAUACUCCGCGUCAUGACGUCAUCUAAGAAGCAGACAAUCGAGGGUUUCGGAGGCUCUGUGACCGACGCCGCCGGUAUCAAUUGGCGCAAACUAUCUGCUGCGGCGCAAAAGCAACUCAUGAAUACAUACUUCGGACCCGAGGGCUUAGAGUACAAUUUGAUCCGCGUGCCAAUAGCUGGCGCUGACUUCUCUACUCACCCCUACACAUACAACGAGCUCCCGUGGAAUGACGCCGCUCUAACUAACUACUCCCUCAGCCGAGAGGACUUUGAUUAUAAGAUCCCGAUGAUAGAGAUGGCGAAGGCGAUGGCAACUGACGAAGUUAAAAUAACGGCGACAGCUUGGUCAUCACCUAUUUGGAUGAAGACCAACGAGGCCAUCACCGGUUUCGGACAAAUUAAACCAGAAUUCUAUCAGUCUUAUGCCGAUUAUCAUCUGCGUUUCCUCGAAGAGUAUGAAAAAUUCAACAUAAAAAUCUGGGCUAUCACCACCACCAACGAGCCCAUCAAUGGCGUCGUACCAACCGUCAAGUUCAAUUCUUUGGGCUGGUUCCCAAGACAACUAGGACGAUGGGUGGCGAACAAUCUGGGACCUACUGUAAGGAACUCUCGCUUUAAUGAGACAUUAAUCUUAGCAGUUGAUGACCAGCGAUACAUUAUACCAAUAUGGCUGAGAGGUAUGGAGAAAGAAGAUCCUAAAUCAAUCGAGUACAUCGACGGUAUCGCCAUACAUUACUACGGUAACUUCAUGCCGGCGACCGUUCUCACCAGGAUUCAGAAGAAGUACCCCGGCAAGAUCCUGCUCUCCACUGAAGCUUGUGAAGGUCCUAUGCCGUGGGAUAAGCACAAGGUGGAGGUCGGAUCGUGGGAUCGCGCCGCAAAGUACACGCGCAGUAUUCUGGAGGAUUUGAAUAACUUCGUUGUUGGCUGGAUAGAUUGGAACUUGUGUUUAGACGAGAACGGCGGUCCGAACUGGGCCCACAACUAUGUCGACGCCCCCGUACUUGUUUACGGCGAAAGAGAUGAAUUUAUCAAACAACCUAUGUACUACGCAUUAGGACACUUCUCUAAGUUCAUCCCGAGAGGAUCCCAAGUAGUAGAAGUAUCACGAAUGAGUUCCUCAACAGUACCAAAUAUCGCUGUUGUCACUCCCGAGGGAAAUUUGGUACUUGUGCUGCAUAAUAUGAAUAAAUACGAAACAAAUGUACGAAUCAGGAUAAGUACUCUGAGAUACGUUGAUAUUGUACUUGAACCUGAAUCCAUUAAGACUGUUGAAAUAAAUCCCAAUAACUAACUUUAUAUUUUUUUGUCAAAGACUGUAUGUACUAAAUUUAUUUAAUAAAAAUAAAAAAUUA
Messenger RNA from Papilio machaon (common yellow swallowtail), 1420 nucleotides. RefSeq names its product lysosomal acid glucosylceramidase-like. Gene Ontology annotation, biological process: glucosylceramide catabolic process. Gene Ontology annotation, molecular function: glucosylceramidase activity. The record is from RefSeq and is a predicted model, not a curated record. The coding region runs from base 79 to 1359 and encodes 426 amino acids. NCBI's taxonomy places the organism in Eukaryota, Metazoa, Arthropoda, Insecta, Lepidoptera, Papilionidae. The transcript is spliced from 10 exons.